This is a messenger RNA of Zophobas morio, 2096 nucleotides long. Its product is annotated as E3 ubiquitin-protein ligase ariadne-1-like. Gene Ontology annotation, molecular function: zinc ion binding; ubiquitin protein ligase activity; ubiquitin conjugating enzyme binding. Bases 497 to 2014 code for a protein of 505 amino acids. NCBI's taxonomy places the organism in Eukaryota, Metazoa, Arthropoda, Insecta, Coleoptera, Tenebrionidae. The transcript has 3 exons. The record is from RefSeq and is a predicted model, not a curated record. Gene Ontology annotation, cellular component: nucleus; ubiquitin ligase complex; cytoplasm. Gene Ontology annotation, biological process: ubiquitin-dependent protein catabolic process; protein polyubiquitination; positive regulation of proteasomal ubiquitin-dependent protein catabolic process.
UUUUCAUUAAGAACAAUCGUUUGUGGUCUAAAUUCACCUUAAUCACCCCAAGUUUAUAAAUAAUGCAGUUAAAAAAGUCCAGGUGGUUGACCGGGCUCUAGGUACUUUAUGUCAUUGUUUGGUUUUCUCCAGCCGGUCCUCGUACCGGAGCACAAUUUGCUAAUUAAUUCAAGCACAACUAAAGUAAAUUUGUUGGAGUGAUUUUCGUCCCGAGAAUUGUGUGCACAUCGAGAACAGUUCGUAGUUGGCCUUGCGGAGUGACAAGACUGCCCGCCGCCGCCUUGGAUAUUUCAGUUUCGUUUACACGUCUUCAGGUGACCAUGUAAGACUUUCUUCGAAGUGACCCCCCAGCCCCCUUUCGAAGAUACAAAAUUUCUACAAAAGUUAUGUAUGAGGUGACCUACUAUCAAAGGAGGCACACAAUUUCGGCUCUUGUCAAAAUCAGACAGUGACACUACCACUGAACGAGUCCACGAGUCAGUCCACCUUGAACACAAUGGAGAUGAUGAACACUGACGAUGACAGUUUAUGCGAAGACUCAGGUAACGAAACCAGCGGCGACGACGUCGACUUUAACGUCGAAGUGGAGACCUCCGUCCCCAAAGAGUCCCAAUCGUACGAUGACGAGUACCAGUAUGAAGUACUCUCAACCAGCGAUAUAGUUCAGUACAUGUCAGAUAUUAUAGAUGAAGUGAACAGCGUGCUGCAGCUGCCGCCCACAACCGCGCGCAUUUUGCUGAACUACUUCCACUGGGACAAAGAGAAGCUGAUGGAGCGGUUCUUCGAUGGAGACCAAGACGAGCUGUUUAAGGAGGCCAACGUUAUAAAUCCGUUCAAGAAAAUACCCGUGACGGGGAAACCAAAGUUGUCUCUGAAGAUUAGAGGGACUGAAGAAUGUGAUAUUUGUUUUAUGGUUUUCGCCCCUUCGCACAUGACGGGGCUGGAAUGUGGCCACAGGUUCUGCUAUCAGUGCUGGAAUGAGUAUCUCACGACGAAAAUUGUCGAGGAAGGGGUGGGACAGACCAUAGCGUGCGCCGCUCAUAAUUGCCCCAUUUUGGUGGACGACGAAACUGUAAUGAGGCUAGUCAAAGAUACCAGGGUUAAAAUUAAAUAUCAGCAUUUGAUUACUAAUAGUUUCAUCGAGUGCAAUCGGCUGUUGAGGUGGUGUCCAAGUCCUGAUUGCAACUACGCCGUCAAAGUGGCGUACGUCGACUUCAAGCCAGUAGUCUGCUGCUGCGGCCAUAUCUUCUGCUUCGCCUGCGGUGAAAACUGGCACGAUCCAGUCAAAUGCAGCCUCUUAAAAAAGUGGAUAAAAAAAUGCGACGACGAUUCCGAAACCUCGAACUGGAUCUCUGCCAACACGAAAGAGUGCCCGAAAUGCGGCGCCACGAUCGAGAAAGACGGCGGUUGCAACCACAUGGUGUGCAAGAACCAGAAUUGCAAGGCCGAUUUUUGCUGGGUCUGUUUGGGCUCGUGGGAGCCGCACGGCAGCUCGUGGUACAACUGCAACAAAUACGACGAAGACGAAGCCAAAGCGGCCAGAGACGCCCAAGAGAGGUCGCGGGCUGCCCUCCAACGCUAUCUUUUCUACUGUAAUCGAUACAUGAACCACAUGCAAUCCUUAAAAUUUGAACAUAAAUUGUAUUCUUCAGUUAAAGAUAAGAUGGAGGAGAUGCAGCAGCAUAACAUGAGCUGGAUCGAAGUCCAGUUUUUGAAAAAAGCGGUUGAUAUUCUGUGCAAAUGUCGGCAGACAUUGAUGUAUACGUACGUGUUCGCGUACUACCUCAAGAAGAAUAAUCAGUCUGUGAUAUUCGAAGAUAACCAAAAAGAUCUGGAGAGGACGACGGAGUUGCUGAGUGAGUACCUAGAGAGGGAUAUCACUCAGGAGAAUCUCGUUGAUAUUAAGCAGAAGGUGCAGGAUAAGUAUAGGUAUUGCGACGGGAGGAGGAAGGCCUUGCUAGAUCACGUGCACGAAGGAUACGAGCAAGACUGGUGGGUCUGCAAGGAAGCUUAGAUAAUUAAUUUCAAGUUCAGAAUCGGUCCUCGAACCUUAGUAGCAUUUUUUAAAUUAAAUUAAUACAUUUUUUUAUUUCGUU